AUGGAUGAUCACGUAGCAGAGGUUAUUUUAAUGAAUUCAAAUGGGAAUCUAUCUUGGUCAAAAAAAGAAUAUGUAACUGGAUAUCUUCCAACUUCAGCAGUUGUUAAUGAUUUUAAUAAUGAUAAUAAAGAUGAUUUUGCUGUAAUUAACUCUUUUAUUAAUAGUGUAAGUGUUUAUUUAGGAAUGGAAAAUGGAAGUUUUAUUUUUACUAAUUCUUUUGUAACAAUGCUUGAUCCAUUAGUAAUAGCUGCAGGUGAUUUUAAUGGUGAUAAUAUAAUCGAUAUUGUUACAGUUAAUUGUAAUAGUUAUUCUUUCAGUUUAUUAUUUGGAUAUGGAAAUGGAUAUUUUCAAGAACAAAAGAAUUAUUCAACUCAUAUAUGUUCUUAUUCUGUAGCUGUUGCUGAUUUAAAUGGAGAUACUUAUCUAGAUUUAGUUUUUGAUAAUUAUCAUAACUCAAGUGUUAUGAUUUAUCUCGGUUAUGGUGAUGGAAAUUUUCGACCACCCAUUCGUGUAUUUACACCGAUAAAUGCAAUUUUUGUUACUGUGAAUGAUUUUAAUCAUGAUGGUCGUUUGGAUUUAGCUAUUUCACAUUAUAAUGGAUAUUUAAGUGUUCUUUUAAGUACAUGUUAA
This is a messenger RNA of Adineta ricciae, 630 nucleotides long. NCBI's taxonomy places the organism in Eukaryota, Metazoa, Rotifera, Eurotatoria, Adinetida, Adinetidae. The record is from the annotation of a GenBank genome assembly.